Molecule: messenger RNA, 339 nt
Organism: Arachis ipaensis
Lineage: Eukaryota; Viridiplantae; Streptophyta; Magnoliopsida; Fabales; Fabaceae
Biological process (GO): DNA integration
Molecular function (GO): nucleic acid binding
Source: RefSeq, a predicted model, not a curated record
AUGGAACACCCACAAGCUAACGGACAGGUCGAGGCCGCAAACAAUGUUAUAUUAUCCGGCCUAAAACGUCAACUACAGGACGCGAAGGGAGCCUGGGCUGAAGAGCUUCUCCAAGUCCUAUGGGCGUACCAAACAACACCACACUCUACCAUGGGCGAAUCCCCCUUCCGACUUGCUUACGGAAUGGAGGCAAUGAUCCCCAUUGAAGUAGAUGAAGGAUCCCCUAGGGUGGUCUUCUACAAUGAGGACAGCAACUCCCAAGAGCAGAAAGAAGAACUCGACCUGCUUCCAGAAGUCCGAGAAAGAGCUCGGAUUAGAGAGGAAGCUCUGAAGCGAUGA